Messenger RNA from Corvus hawaiiensis (hawaiian crow), 770 nucleotides. RefSeq names its product histone H2A-IV. NCBI's taxonomy places the organism in Eukaryota, Metazoa, Chordata, Aves, Passeriformes, Corvidae. The record is from RefSeq and is a predicted model, not a curated record. Gene Ontology annotation, cellular component: nucleosome. Gene Ontology annotation, molecular function: DNA binding; structural constituent of chromatin; protein heterodimerization activity. The coding region runs from base 103 to 492 and encodes 129 amino acids. The transcript has a single exon.
AGGCAGAGGUGACGCUUUCAGCGCAGUUAUUUUGUAUUCGCGGCGUUAUUGUGUAGCUCUUUAACUUUUUCCGCUUGUUCUUGUGUCUUUUUGUGCUGAGACAUGUCCGGCCGGGGCAAGCAGGGCGGGAAGGCGCGCGCCAAGGCCAAGUCGCGCUCGUCGCGGGCCGGGCUGCAGUUCCCCGUGGGCCGCGUGCACCGGCUGCUGCGCAAGGGCAACUACGCGGAGCGCGUGGGCGCCGGCGCCCCGGUGUACCUGGCGGCCGUGCUGGAGUACCUGACGGCCGAGAUCCUGGAGCUGGCGGGCAACGCGGCCCGCGACAACAAGAAGACGCGCAUCAUCCCCCGCCACCUGCAGCUCGCCAUCCGCAACGACGAGGAGCUCAACAAGCUGCUGGGCAAGGUGACGAUCGCGCAGGGCGGCGUGCUGCCCAACAUCCAGGCCGUGCUGCUGCCCAAGAAGACCGACAGCCACAAAGCUAAAGCCAAGUAAAACUUAACUGACUGUCAAUCCAAAGGCUCUUUUCAGAGCCACCCACAUCUUCAUAGAAAGAGCAGGAACGCUUGAGCCUAGAAAUAUAUCCUAUUUGAUAUUUAGAGACUUAAAAUUUUGAAGGCGGUUUUGUGCUGUAUAUAAUGUUAUGUAUCUUUAAGUUCUAUUUCGCUAAUCUGGUUUUCUGCCUUCACGUUAAAAAUCAAUGUGCUUAUGUAAGCGUGUGUCAGCUUCCCUUUUUGUGAACGAAUCAAUAAAAGGUAGCGGUUACGGCUGAU